GCAAGUAACAGACGGAUGCAUCCUCAUAUAACACUUCCUUUCCUUCCCCCCCUCACGUGGUGCAGGGAAAGGGCGGGGAUUCCGCAGUGCGUUACAUCCGUUCUUGUAGUGCGGUGUUGCUGUGCGUGGAGGAGAAUAAUGCCUAAAUCAAAGGAACUUGUGUCUUCAAGCUCAUCUGCAAGUGAUUCAGAUAGUGAAAUUGACAAAAAGGUGAAGCGGAAAAAGCAAGCUGUUCCAGAAAAGCCUCUAAAGAAACAAAAGAUGGGUGAAAGUUCAAAAGGUGCUGCUGCUGCUUCUAAGCAAAGCAGUAACAGAGACGAGAACAUGUUUCAGAUCGGCAAAAUGAGAUAUGUCAGUGUUCGUGACUUUAAAGGGAAAGUUUUAAUUGAUAUUAGAGAAUAUUGGAUGGAUCAAGAAGGUGAAAUGAAGCCUGGCAGGAAAGGUAUUUCUUUAAAUCCAGAGCAGUGGAACCAGCUGAAGGAACAGAUUUCUGAUAUUGAUGAUGCAGUAAGAAAACUGUAAAGACAGCCAUACAAAAUUCUAUCAUUUUAGUUAUUUUAAGUGGUCUAAGUUAUUGUAUAUUUUCAUUGCAAAGCAAUUUGUAAGAUAAAUCUUUCUUUCUUUUUUAGUGCGUUAAAAGUGUAUUCUAAGUGAGGCUACUUGUGUAUACUUUACUAAAAGGAGAUGUUGCUUAUACCUUAUGGUGUAAAACAAAUAGAGUAAUAUGUAAAGCAUAGCUUUUUAUGGCCUUUUGAUUAAAGAUAUUUGCUUACAAGGCUGCGUAAUAGCUUCAGGCUUUGUUUCAUUUUAGUUAAUAGUUUGCUUGCUAAGGAGAUUCUUAAUGUCUUCACUUAUUUUCUUUCUUUUGUUUUAAUAUCCUUUAGCAUUGCUCUCAGCUUUCUGCUUUAAAACUUAAUACAAAUAGUGAAUACUUAAUAAAACCUAUUUCUGUAGAUAACUUUAAAUACUGUAUUUGCAAACUUACCUUAUGUAUUCAGAUUAAACAGUCCUGAGUAUUUAGACUUGUUUGCAUUUUUGCAUGAAGUGUUAUGCUAAGCAAUAACACUUGAACACCAUCUGCACAUUAUCUGUCCCCAUUUUUCUAUAGCUUGCUUGAGUUAGAAAGCAUGGUUAGCCUUUAUUCAUGGACGUUUUUUAGAACGUGCAUAAACUUUUACAGUAAUAAGUAUGUACCUCAGAGUAAGAUAGUAUUUGAAAGCUCCAAACUUGGUUAUUAGUUUUGGUACCCUUUUCAACCUCUGCAUUACAUUUGUUCUUGAACACACACUCUGAUUUUUCUAUAGGAGAAAAAAAGGACAGUUAACCUCCUUUGUAGGGCUCUUGAUUGAGAGUAUUGUGCAAACAAUCAUGCUUAAACUAGGCUGUAGCACAGGUUAAACAGUCAUACAGGAUUAUAAUUGCUUCAACCAAAACAUCAGAUUACCAUGGUUUUGUACUGGCUAAGCCAUGUAACUUAUCUUCCUUGGCUUACUUGUGUACAGCUUUCUAUUUUUUUUGUAUAGAAGGUGCUUACAAUGGAGUGCUGAUACAUAGUAGUUCUGUGACUCUAGUAAACUUCACUUGUCUACCAGUGUACUAUUCUGGUAAGAGAAGCUUAUGUCCAGUGGAAGUUUUAUUAGACUAGAUGUUGCCUCAGAUGAAGUUCCCUUGGUAGGUCUCAUGAGGUGUGGAAUGAAGAAGGUAGAAUGAGAUGCUCAAGUAGAACCUGCAGAGGUAAUGGGCACUCCAGUAGAAAAAAAUAAUGUGAAAAGCUCAAAGUUAGCUGGCGCAUAACUACAGUGAAGAAGCUUAAUGUUAGUGGAAUUGGAGAAGAGUUUUUUUUGUUUUGUUUUGUUUUUGUUUUUUUUUUACUUUGGUUAAUAGAAGGAACAUGAUGAAACAACAUGGAAAUUGACAUUUCAAGACUAUGUAGUAAAUGUAAAUUCGUUGCUUCAGCUGUGAUCAUCCCAUUUGAUGAUAUGCAUGGAAGUUCUGUUCUGCUGAGUGUCAUAUAUAGACUGUUCCUGUGCUGCAGUUCAUAAUUCAGUACAAAUGGCUUUUCUUGCAGACAAAUGGUACUUAGAGUACACGUGGAAGUGUCCAUGGAAGAAAAUUGUGAAAAGACUGCAGUAUGAAAUAAAAGUAAGCACUGCUCCCUUUCCAACUGAAGUUGCAAAAGUAAGAUGCAUUUGGUUCUUGAUAUUUAUACAGGGCAUAUUAGCAAUGCUUUAUAAAUUAUAUCUAUGAUGGAACAUAGGAGGAAAAAUAAAUCUGAGUUCUUAAAGUACAUUGUGUGUUAAUUCAACUAUUGUGUAUGAUGUUACUCUUAUGCAGAGCUGUUCAUAUUGAAAUUAAACAAAUGCAGUAUUGAGUUUGAUAUUUCUGUUAAAGGAAAUACCCAGUUACGUACUUGUGAUCUGUUAGCAAAAAAAAAAUUGAUAACUAAUUUUGAUAACUCAAAUGUCAUACUGUUAAUCAUGUGGAAUAUUUAAUGUUCUGGUAGUAUCUACUGCAGAGAGACCACUGGAGAUAUGAGCCCUCCAACUGUAUCUGUUGUUUCUUGUGGUUUUUUUUUAAGUAGCUAAAUGGCAUAUGUGUAAUAACAAUUUGAGUACCUGGGAAUAAAUGAAGACUUCUGUUGAUAUAGAGUUGUUUUUAAUAGAAAUUCAGCUGUGCAAAUUUUUCAUCAAUUGUUACAAAAACUGCUGUCUGUUUCUUGCGACUGUUGUAAUUUAGCAAUUUGAACACUUAAUCAUAUUGUACUUGGUCCACGUUUGUGAGUGGAAGUUGGUUUGUGUAACCCAGAAGGAUGAAAGUUUUUGGGUAGAAGAACAAGUGUCUUGUAAAUAUGGAAGCAGCAGAUAGGAAUGCAUUCUCAAACAUUGAAUUGAAGUGUUUGAAAAGUCAUUGCUGUUAAUAAAAUGGGUGGCUAUCUUUUCAGUGGUUUUGAUCUUACAAUAAAUAUCACUGUAGACUAGACAGAAAAAAAGCUGUUUACUUGCUCUUUAAUCACUAACUUGGUUAGUUGUAGGCUCCUUUAGAGGAAUAUUUGUUUUUCAUGUGCUUGGUGUUACUGAUCUGUAGGGAAUGAGCUCAUCUAAUUAUAGCCUUGAACUAAAUAGAUUUUUAAACUAAUUUUUAUUACUUAAGCAUUUGAUGGCCGCAGAAGAAGAAAGUGUGGCUUAAAGGGAAGAAGCACAGUCUGGGGUUGAUAGAAGGUCCUUGUUUUACCUGUUUCCUGUUAUAUUCCCAUUGUUGAUAGGGUCUGUCCUUGACUGUAGUUCUGGUGACUAUGUAAGGAAGAGCAAUCUGGGCAAUGUUUUCCUGCUGUGAAGCAAGCCCUCUUAUCCCAUGCUCUCAACUUAAUAUUUGUAUGUAAAAUUGUGAAGACACCUGCUGAAAAACUAAAAUAAAUGACCCUUAGCUCAGGUUUAUUAGGGAAGCUUUACAUAAGACUCCUGUGAGCAGAGGGAUGUAUCAUUAGUUCUGGUAAUAUAAAGGCUGAGUAUUUGGUGACAUAACUCUUCCACUGAUGUGAUACUUCCUUGAAUAAAAAAUAUUAAAAUAACUUUAAGAUCUACUUAA
Messenger RNA from Phasianus colchicus (ring-necked pheasant), 3585 nucleotides. The record is from RefSeq and is a predicted model, not a curated record. NCBI's taxonomy places the organism in Eukaryota, Metazoa, Chordata, Aves, Galliformes, Phasianidae.